AUGAAUUAUUUAAAAAAAUAUGAACAUAAGGUUUUAAGUGAUACAUUAAGGUUUUUAGGUUUUACUUUUAAAUGGGGAAUUCACGAAAAUGGUUAUUGGCUUACUAAUUUAAAUUAUUCAUUUGAUUAUAUUCUAUCUAAUUUAAUUAUAAAAUACUUUAAGGAAAGAAAUAUAAAUAGUGCUGUAGAUAUUGGUUGUGGGUAUGGAGAUUAUGUAAAUGAAUUAAAUUUUCAUAAAAUAAAAUCAGUUGGUGUUGAUGGAAACUUUAAACUUCUUAAUUCCUUAAAAAAUGAAAAUUUAUAUAUACUAGAUGCUACAAAUGAAUAUUUUGUAUCAAACUUAAUGAAUGAAAUUAAUAAUUCAAUCAAAAAAGAAAAUAUAAAAAGAGGCGUACUAUUAGAGAAAAAUGGAAUUAUAAAAAAAGGAGGAAACAGCAUAAGAAGUUUUUUUAAAUUCGAUUAUGCUUUAUGCUUAAAUGUUGGAGAAUAUAUACCAAAGAAAAAAGAAGAAAUAUUUAUAAAAAAUUUAGACAGAAUAAAUAAUAAAGGAAUAAUUUUAUCAUGGGAUACUCCUAAUAAUUUUAAUAUAGGAACAAUAAAUGAAAAAAAAGAAGAGGAGAUAUUAGAAAUAUUUUUAAAUAAUUAUAGUUAUAUAUAUGAUGAAAAAAAUAGUAGAAUAUUCAGGGAUAAUUGUAGUAAUGAUACGUAUAAAAAAUGUAUAUACAUUUUCGAAAAAAAAAAAAAUUAA
Messenger RNA from Plasmodium relictum, 747 nucleotides. RefSeq names its product conserved Plasmodium protein, unknown function. The coding region runs from base 1 to 747 and encodes 248 amino acids. The record is from RefSeq and is a predicted model, not a curated record. NCBI's taxonomy places the organism in Eukaryota, Apicomplexa, Aconoidasida, Haemosporida, Plasmodiidae. The transcript has 4 exons.